Messenger RNA from Betta splendens (Siamese fighting fish), 976 nucleotides. Its product is annotated as LIM and SH3 domain protein 1-like. The transcript has 7 exons. Gene Ontology annotation, cellular component: focal adhesion. Gene Ontology annotation, molecular function: actin filament binding. Lineage: Eukaryota; Metazoa; Chordata; Actinopteri; Anabantiformes; Osphronemidae. The coding region runs from base 231 to 911 and encodes 226 amino acids. The record is from RefSeq and is a predicted model, not a curated record.
UGUGCAUUCUAAUAAAUAUGCCUCGCGCAGCAAAUAAAGGCCUCAUAUCCGACGGUCUGUGAAGGCACCACGACGGCUCCGUGCAUGGGAGACUCCUCCUUGCCUUGAGGUUUCGGACGUAUAUUAAUUGAAAUACCUGCGGGAGAGGACGGUUCCUGCCCCGGAGGCUCGUCACAGCCUGGACGCUGAGUUAGUUUCUGAGUUAGUGAGGUUUUCGUCCUGCGCCCAUAAUGAAUCCGCCCUGUGGAAGAUGCAAAAAGCCAGUUUACCCCACAGAAAAGAUAAAUUGCCUCGAUAAGUACUGGCACAAAGGCUGCUUCAGCUGCGAGGUCUGCAAGAUGGCCCUGAGCAUGACCAACUACAAGGGCUUUGACAAGAAACCUUACUGCAGUAUGCACUACCCCAAAACCUCCUUCACUACAGUUGCUGACACCCCCGAGAAUCUGCGUCUCAAGCAACAGAGCCUCCUGAACAGCCAGGCCCUUUACAAGGAGGACUUUGAGAAGAGCAAGGGUAAAGGUUUCAGCGUGGUGGUCGACACUCCGGAGAUGCAGAGGCUGAAGAAAACGCAGGACCAGAUCAGUAACAUCAAGUACCAUGAAGAGUUUGAGAAAAGCAAAGUCCGAAGUGACGCCCCUCCUCCUGAAAACAGACAAGACUAUGAGGAGAACCCUGAACGCGUCAUCCACCCAGCUGUACAACCCCGGCCCGCUGCUGUGGCGCCAUCUAGUGGCGGGAAACGUUACCAGGCCAUGUACAGCUACACGGCUGCAGAAGCCGACGAGGUUUCCCUCCAGGAGGGCGACCUGGUUCUGGACGUGGAGCCCAUCGAUGAGGGAUGGGUGUUCGGGUGCAACCAGCGCACGGGCCAGCGGGGCAUGCUGCCUGCAAACUACGUCCGGCCUGUGUGAAGCAGCUUCAGGCGGUCACAGACUCCCAACGCACCAAAACGCUACUAAAAACUCCUCCAUCUGGC